AUGGAUCUCUUGUCUGCUCUGAAAGCCAACGAAAAGGGUACGCUUUUUUAAUUUCUUAAUAUCUGUUAUAAUGAAUGUUUUUUAUGCAUUUGAGCGAACUUUCAAGUCUCACGUUUGUGCAGAAAAAUUAAAAAAUAAUUUCAGAGGAAUAUCGUUGUACGAGAUGCGGCGUCACCUACACGCACUUGGCUUCCUUAAACCGUCACCACCACACUGCUCAUGGAAAUGACCAUUAUUGUAAAAUCUGCAAUGCCAAAGUCCCAAGUAUGUUUUUACUUUUUAUCGAUAAUGGUUUUUCUUGCGUAAGAGGCAAACUAAUGAAAUUUCCUACCUAUACUGAUUUGAUCAAAAAUGCAAAAAAACUUCUUUCAGGUACCGAAUCCGUGAAAAAGCACAUGGCGGUGAAACAUGGGUUGAAGAAGGCUAUCACUUGCAGCUGCUGCAACUGGACUUUUCCUGAUAAAAGGGUUGGAUUUUCUUUUUGUCACAAAGUUUUCUUUUUUCUAUAAGUAUGAACAUUUCCAAGUUGAAAUUUUUAAAAAAAGUAGAACCUAUUACGGAAACAUGGAAGCCUAUCGAUGGCAUUUAGGUAAAAAAAGUAAGAUGCCAGCGUUAAGAAUAAAUGAAUAUAAAAAAAUUUGUUUUUUUGGUAUCUGUGAAAAUUUUUGCGAUAGAACAGAAAGCAAUGCAAGGUCUUUGUACCAAACUUCCGGCUUCUUCAAAGUUUUUUUAACUUUUCGAUAAUCUUUUUAUUCAUUUUCAAAUAACUUUUCAGGAAAUGACGGCUCAUGCGAUUAGUCUCGGACAAGGCGGACAUCCUGGCGUGGCGAUUGUGAUUGCUGUCAGCAGUCAGAAACCAGGUAAUUAACUUUUCAGUAUAAAUAAAAGCAAAGACUUUUUUCUUUCCCUCAAAAACUGUUUCUUCAAGGCUUCAAUUCAUUUUUAGGAUCUCUUCACCAAGGUCGUGGCGUUGGACCUUUUCCAAAUCUGAGAAACGCUGAACAGAUCACGAAACAAAUCGAAGGAGUUGAUAAAAAUUCGACUGAAAAAAAGAUUGGGAGGUGGCCAAGCUUAAUAAGCCGGUUUGUUAUUGUUUGUUAUAAACAAGAAAAACAAAUUGAUGAGGAAAAUAGUUCGAGAUUUUUUCGAAAACUUUCAUCAGCCAUUUUGACAGUACUAAUCAAGUUAAGGAGAAGAAAAGAACUCUGGAAUUUUUACAGAAACCUCGUGCGCAAAGCGAUUACGGUCCAGGAGGUGUCAAGAAGCAGAAAUUACCAAAUGGAUCCGCUGUUGUCACUGAAAAGGUGGUCGAUCGCGGCAAUAAUCGAUCAAGUUUUUUUUUUUCAGAUUGCUCGCUUGGUUGGCGUUUUUUCGCCAACUCGGUCCUUGACGACCACGGAGUCUGUUCUUUUGGAUACGCUGUACGGAGAUGUAAGUUUUUAAAGUAAAAACUAUCUUCCAGUUUUUAUUACAAUAUGAAUGUCUUUCACAAUUAGUUCAUUUUGAAUAAAUUUCGAGUCAGCGAGGACUCGAAGGUGAAAGUUCAAUACUAAAAAAAGGUGGUAUUUCGGAAUUUACGAGACAUUUUUUCAGAAAUCCCCAGAUGCUAAGUUUGCUGAUUUUGGCUUGGAAAGCGUCAAAGAAGAGCCGACGGAUGAAGAAGGGUCUGACGUGGAAGCUGCCGAUUCGGAUGUCUCUUCUGGCGAAGAUUACGAGUCGGACAAAGACGAGGUGCAGAAACAGAUCGCCCAAUUCCAAUAUGCGGAAGAAGUCGAUCCUUCGGACGACAAGAAAGACAAGGACUACGAAUAUGUUAGCGAUUCUGUGAGUUUUUAGUGAUGUCAAGGUUGGAAAGACGAACUUGUAUUUUCAUACCAGUCUCAUUUCGAAGAUGUUCUUAGAGGCUGUAGAAGGGUUCAACGAUUUUGUUUCAGGACGAAGACGACGACGAUGCGUACAACAACGCUGUCCCAGUCGGUUCCUUCGGAAGAAAAAAAGAAAAAUAUUUGGUUAGCAACCCUCAAAGGUUACAUUGAUUCAAUUUUUUCAGACUCGUACGUCUAACCAGAAUGUGAAGAACUAG
This is a messenger RNA of Caenorhabditis auriculariae, 2083 nucleotides long. The record is from the annotation of a GenBank genome assembly. NCBI's taxonomy places the organism in Eukaryota, Metazoa, Nematoda, Chromadorea, Rhabditida, Rhabditidae.